This is a messenger RNA of Pteronotus mesoamericanus, 5336 nucleotides long. It is a transcript of the gene TENT4A, whose product is annotated as terminal nucleotidyltransferase 4A. The coding region runs from base 450 to 2828 and encodes 792 amino acids. The record is from RefSeq and is a predicted model, not a curated record. The transcript is spliced from 13 exons. Gene Ontology annotation, cellular component: TRAMP complex; nucleolus. Gene Ontology annotation, molecular function: mRNA binding; poly(A) RNA polymerase activity. Gene Ontology annotation, biological process: RNA 3'-end processing. NCBI's taxonomy places the organism in Eukaryota, Metazoa, Chordata, Mammalia, Chiroptera, Mormoopidae.
CCGCUGCCGCCGCUGCAGGAACACGGAGCCAGCGGCGCGAGCGUGACUGAGGGCCCGGCGCACGGCGGCGGCCCUCCCUCGGGUCCCGGGCCGCGCGGCGCCUGGGCCCGCCCCCUCGGCCCGGCCGCCCGCCCCUCUCCCAUGGCCUCUCCCCGCGGCCCUUGUGGAACGCCGCCGCCGCGGCCCCCGCUCCCGCCCCGCACCGCCUGAAGGAGCCCGACAGGCCCGAGCCAACCCGCGGCCUGCUCGGGUCGGCCUGCGCCGCUCCGGAACCCCGCGAACCGCCGCUGCGAGCCGGCCGGAACCGCAAGGCAGGCCCGUCUACCCGCCCGUCUGUCCACCCGCAGCCCGUCCGUCGGUCCUUGCACGGCGCGGCCGGGCUCGGGGCGCGGCGGGGGCGGGGCCGCGGCGGGGCGGGCGGGCGCGCGGGCCCGCGGGGCGGCGCGUGGAUGGAUCCGCGCGUGGCCUGGAUCCAGCCGGAGCAGAAGGGGCCGGCCAAUGCCCUGUGGAUGCAGAUCUGGGAGACCUCGCAGGGCGUGGGCCGCGGCGGCUCAGGCUUCGCGUCCUACUUCUGUCUCAACUCGCCCGCGCUGGACACCGCGGCCGCGGCGGGGGCUGCGGGGCUGGGCGGCGGUGGCGGCCUGGCCGGGCCCGUGCUGCCCGCCGCGUCGCCUCCGCCACCCGCGCCUGGCCCAGCCGCGCUGCCCCCAGCGCUGCUGACGGCGCUCGGGCCCGCCGCCGAGGGUGCUCGGCGCCUACAUAAGUCGCCGUCGCUGUCGUCGUCGUCCUCGUCUUCGUCCAACGCCGAGUCGGGCACCGAGAGCCCUGGCUGCUCCUCCUCGUCCUCCAGCAGCGCCUCGCUCGGACGAGCGGGCAGCGGCCGCGGCGGUGCCUUCUUCCACUUCGCUGACGGCUCGCCCAGCACUCCCGGCACGGCCAACGGGCACUCCGGGCCGCGCGGUCCCGCGCCCGCCGGCUCUCCGUCGCAGCACCAGUUCCACCCGGGCCGCCGGAAACGGGAGAACAAGGCCAGCACGUACGGCCUCAACUACCUGCUGUCAGGCAGCCGCGCGGCCGCGCUGAGCGGAGGGGGCGGCCCCGGAUCUCAGGCGCCACGGCCCGGCACUCCGUGGAAAAGCCGGGCAUACAGCCCAGGCAUCCAGGGACUUCAUGAGGAAAUAAUUGACUUUUAUAACUUCAUGUCCCCUUGCCCUGAAGAAGCAGCCAUGAGAAGAGAGGUGGUGAAGCGGAUCGAAACUGUGGUUAAAGAUCUUUGGCCAACAGCUGAUGUACAGAUAUUUGGCAGCUUUAGUACUGGUCUCUAUCUUCCAACGAGUGACAUUGACUUAGUGGUCUUUGGAAAAUGGGAGCGUCCUCCUCUCCAGCUGUUGGAGCAGGCCCUGAGGAAGCACAACGUGGCUGAGCCGGGCUCCAUCAAAGUCCUGGACAAAGCUACAGUACCAAUAAUAAAACUCACAGACCAGGAGACUGAGGUUAAAGUCGACAUCAGCUUCAACAUGGAGACUGGGGUCCGGGCAGCGGAGUUCAUCAAGAAUUACAUGAAGAAAUAUUCAUUGCUGCCUUACUUGAUUUUAGUAUUGAAACAGUUCCUCCUGCAGAGGGACCUGAAUGAAGUUUUUACCGGUGGAAUUAGCUCGUACAGCCUAAUUUUAAUGGCCAUUAGCUUUCUACAGUUGCAUCCAAGAAUUGAUGCCCGGAGAGCUGAUGAAAACCUUGGAAUGCUUCUUGUAGAAUUUUUUGAACUUUAUGGAAGAAAUUUUAAUUACUUGAAAACUGGUAUUAGAAUAAAAGAAGGAGGUGCCUAUAUUGCCAAAGAAGAGAUCAUGAAAGCCAUGACCAGCGGGUACAGACCAUCGAUGCUGUGCAUUGAGGACCCCUUGCUACCUGGAAAUGAUGUUGGCCGAAGCUCCUACGGGGCCAUGCAGGUGAAGCAGGUUUUUGACUAUGCCUACAUUGUUCUCAGUCAUGCUGUGUCGCCACUUGCGAGGUCCUAUCCAAACAGAGAUUCUGAAAGUACUUUAGGAAGAAUCGUCAAAGUAACUCAGGAAGUGAUUGACUACCGGAGGUGGAUCAAGGAGAAAUGGGGCAGCAAGGUCCACCCAGCGCCCGACCUUGACAAUAGAAUUAAAAUAAAAGAACGGAUAAGCACAUGCGAUGGGGAGCAGCCCCAGGGCCGAGACCCGGAGCCGCCCUACAGCCAGCGCCUGACCUUGUCUCUGCCUAGCCCCCAGCUACUCUCCUCGGGCUCCUCCGCGUCUUCCGUGUCUUCGCUCUCUGGAAGUGACAUUGAUUCCGACACGCCACCCUGCACGACACCCAGCGUUUACCAGUUCAGUCUGCAAGCGCCCACCCCUCUGCUGGCCAGCUUGCCCACCGCCUUGCCCAUCCCAAGUGGCAAACCUCAGUCUACUACUUCCAGAACAUUGGUCAUGACAACUAACACUCAGACCAGGUUUACUAUACCUCCGCCGACCCUGGGCGUGGCCCCUGUUCCUUGCAGACAAGUUGGUGUUGAAGGAACUCCAGCACUGAAGGCUGUGCACCACAUGUCCUCCCCGGCCAUUCCGUCCGCGUCUCCCAACCCACUCUCCAGCCCGCACCUCUAUCAUAAGCAGCACAGUGGCAUGAAGCUGGCCAUGAAAGGCUCUCACAACCACAGCCAAGGUGGCAGCUACAGCUCCGUGGGCAGUGGAGGUGUGCGGCCCCCCGUGGGCAACCGGGGACACCACCAGUAUAACCGUACCGGCUGGAGGAGGAAAAAACACACUCACACGAGGGACAGCCUGCCCGUCAGUCUCAGCAGAUAAUAGCUCCUGGCGGCGCCUCCUGCCUCCCCCUUUCCAGGACUGACCCGGGUGGCCUCGGCACCCGGCGGGAACUGAGACCAGCAUCUAGCACAUCAGCCGGGCCCCUCGAACGCCCGCCGCUGAUCACUCUGCAUGUUCCUUGUGUGGUGGUCACGUCCAUCUUAAAGAACAGCUCCUUGUGCUCAUCUGUGAAGCCUUAUUCAACGUGGACGCUGUUUUCUGCCUUCCCAGGAUCCUUCCAGGAGCAGGUCUGGACCUGGAGCUGCAGGGGGUGAAGUCGGCUUUGGCGUUUGUUUCUCAGUAGCCGUGUCUGUUCCUUUGAGGUUGGGUGUUUCCAUUUUAUGUUUGUCAGAGCCAGAGAUCAACCCCUUACUCGGUUCUUCCUUGGUGGACAGGAUGGGAGGUCGCCAUUGUUUUACUGCCCUCAUGUUUUGUUUCAAAUUUCAGAACUGUUUUUUCUAUGUAAAUAUUGAAAACUUAUGAUUUGUGCAAUAACUCAGAUAUUUUUUAUUUAAUUUCAUAUUUUCACGUAAGUUAUAUUUAAGGGAGGAGGGAAUUUUUUUAAACAACCUUAGAUCCUUUCCCAAGUUGCAUUUUCUAAGUUGGGUUCAUCAAGUCGGCCGGUUGUCUGAUGAGCACCGUUGCAAACACCAUGAGCGAGGGGCUUGAGUUUAUUUUUAUGUUUAUUCUUUGGGUCAGAUGGGAGGCCUCUCAGUUCGUGAUGAAGGAGCCAGGUUGCCCCCCAACAGUUCUCUGAAGGGGUUUGGCCCCCAACUCUUCUGACCAGCUGCCUGCCGGCUUUUGCCGUAUGGCCUGUCUGUUGCCUCGCUCUGACCAUGGAGUUUUAAUGUUUUGAUUUUUGGUUCUUUUAAACUAGACAACAAAUCCAGCAUUUAAAGUGCCAGAAGUAUAACUUUCUAAGGGGAGGAGAGGUUGUCACAUUACAAAAUCUUUAAAAAAAUGUGAACUUCUACAUGCUUCAGUCAGUUUUAGUAACAUAGCCUGUAAUGAUGGGUCUGGUGAAUAUCAUUACGGACAAUGGUGCCCAGUUUUAGGAAUGUGGAGAAAGGAAUUAUGUUGAUUCCAUUGAGGAAUCUGUGUAGCAGUAUGCAUUCGUUCUGUUAAGAGCAAAUAUAUGAGAAGUACUUGAGGUGCUCAGUGCGCCGUGGGGAAUAUUCCUAAUGUAUUGCAGGAGAGCACAGCCCAGUGUUGGGGCCAGGGAACGGCUGGCGCCCAACUUGAGAAGCAUAUAGGUAUACUAUGCAAGUGUAUUCUGCCAUGACAACCACUGUCUUUAUUACCUUUUUUCAAACAAAAAUAUAUCCAUCCAGCCUAACCCUGAGUUUUUGAAGCACCACAGUUGUCCUGGGAGUUAGCUGCAUCUCAUAGGUCGUCUGACUUCCCGUUCUAACAUGGGGGUAUUGGCCCCAGUGAACACUACAGGGAGGUGGUCGGCCUUUGAAGUCCACUAGUGGAGAAUGCUGAGACCAGGAACUUAUUACCAUGACACCUGAUUGAUGAUGCAGAGGGGCACCUGAAUGUGAUGGACACCCAGCAAGGACACGCUUUAAAAUAUCUAUGGUUUGUUUAUUUUUUAUUUUUUAUUAUAAUUUUUUUUAAGCGGACUGGCCCACAUUAUCAUUGAGAGCUGCCAGCUGCGACUGCAGGUUCUCUAGGAGGCAUUCCAGAAUAGAGUAGCACAUUUUGUCUGCAGUUCUUAAUGACCGAAAGCUAUCAAAAAUAUUUAAAGAUAUUUAAAUUGUGAACCUAUUGAUAAAGAAAUAUUUAUAAAAACUGAUAUGUAGGCCUGUACUAAUCUCUACGCAUUAGCAAUAUUGACUGUUACACUACAUUAAGGACACCACUGCGGGGACAGCGGCGAGUGUCCCGUGGGUGCCCAUUUUAAAGCUCGAAUCACAGGCGCCACGCUCCACCCUCGUCAUGGUGAACCGAAUGAAUUGGCCUGGCUACCACUGUGGUCACGCGCUACAGAUUUAACAAAAAGAGAUCAUGUUUCGAUUUUUUUUGUGUGUGGACAACAAUGUGGAAGCUAAAAUUGACAUAUUUUUAUGUAAAGUUUUUCUAUUCUUUGAUUUUUAAUAAACUUUGGAAACCAGGUAGUGUUUGAGUGUGAGCUUUCCUUUCAAGGGGAAGGGUGGCUUCUGUAGUUUAACAUUCUCAAAUUUUCUAAAUUAGGGCAAUGAAAAAUUAUUUCAUGCCUUGCUUCAGUAAAUUGAGAACCUGCUUGAAGUUUAGGGUUAUGUAUGAGAGAAUAGGAAUUGAAACAUAGUCUUGGCUCUCUUGCUCUGCUGAUGAGGAUUCAGUAAAACCACUUAAAUGAUACUAUGUCUGCGAUUUUUGACAAACUGAUACUAGGAUAGUAGGUACUUACACUUCCCAAUGAAACAUGUUUCUAUAUCGCUAUUAGGUCAACAUUUAUAUUGAUACCGCUUUAAAAAGACACAUUUUAAGCUGUCAAAUGAUGAUAAUGUAUCUUGAAAUGUAACU